Plasmodium vinckei vinckei is the source of this 969-nucleotide messenger RNA. Its product is annotated as nucleolar Jumonji domain interacting protein, putative. The record is from RefSeq and is a predicted model, not a curated record. NCBI's taxonomy places the organism in Eukaryota, Apicomplexa, Aconoidasida, Haemosporida, Plasmodiidae. Gene Ontology annotation, molecular function: protein binding. The transcript has a single exon. The coding region runs from base 1 to 969 and encodes 322 amino acids.
AUGAAUGAUAUAUAUACAUCGAUAAAAUGUAAAAGUCUAGUUUUUGAUGUUGAGUUUCACCCCAAAUUAGAUCUUAUAUGUACUGGCUUAUCAGAUGGAAAUUUAUUAUUAUAUAAAUUAAAAGAGGAAAAAAAAAAAUUUCAAAAAAAAUGGAAUAUAGAUAAUAAUGAAAACUCAGUUAGAUUAGUAUCCUUUUCAAAGAAAGGGAAAAAUAUUUUGGCAGCAUUCUCAGACAGUAAAUGUUCUGUGCUUGAUAUUACGGGGGAUAUUUUAUGGACAAAUAAAUGCCAUAAACAUCCUAUAUCCUCAAUUUUAUAUACAGGCUUAAACACAUUUUUAACAGCAGACGAAUCGGGUAUUAUAAAACAUUGGGAUAUAAGAGAUACAUCAAACAAACCUAUCCAUAAAAUAAAAGAAUUUGAUGAUACUAUAUCAAGUAUGGUAUUAGAUAGGGAAGAAAAUUCAGUUGCUGUUGCCUCUGGUGGAUAUUUAGGAUUGUUUGACAUUUUACAUAAAAAAAGAAUUCAUUCUAAUACCAUAUCAGAAGAAUAUAAAGAUGAGUUUUUAUGUUGUGAUUUUAUUUCGAAUAAUUCAAAAAUUGUAAGUACAACAAUGGAUGGAAAUAUAUUUGUUUUCUCAAGAAACCCAUGGGGUUGUGUAGAAUCAAAAAUAAAAACAAAUAAAAACACAAUAAAUACUUUUGUUAAAACAAAUGACAAUGCAAUUAUAUUCGGUACAUCAGACGGUUUAAUACAAACUGCUCAUUUUAACCCAAACAAACUUGGUGAUGUAAUUGCAAAAAACAAUACAGGUGAUUCCAUUGAAAAGCUAACAAUUAAUAAUAAAAAAACAUUAUUAGCAAGUAUAUCCCAUGAUUAUUCUAUUGAUUUUUACCAAAUCAAAGUAAAAGAUUCUCAUAUAUCUAACUCAACCAAAAAAAAAAAAAAAUCCUUUUUUCGUGAUUUGUAA